ACCCCAAAAAGCGGUUGCUGCACUCAGUCCCUCGCUAGUGGUUACCCUAAAAUCACUUGGGAUCUUCAAAUGGACUGACAGGGGCUAUCGUGGAGGAAAAUCAAAACUUAAAGUUCUAUAUCCUCCUGACUCUAUCACAGCCGCUCCACCACUCUGUCUACCUGAAAGCCUAAUUGAAGUGAUUCAACCUAGAAGCCACAAAAACCGCACUAUCAAAUCAAGGAAACCUGUUUGUGUGAUCCCCAUUAGAAGACACACUGUUUCCAAAGUACAGA
Molecule: messenger RNA, 275 nt
Organism: Pelobates cultripes (western spadefoot toad)
Lineage: Eukaryota; Metazoa; Chordata; Amphibia; Anura; Pelobatidae
Source: the annotation of a GenBank genome assembly